AUGAGCGCACCGUCAGAAUUGCAGAACGUAGUAUUAUACGGAGUCCCGGAGCAUUUGACGCCACGGAACCAAUCAGUCACCUUGCUUGCAAGGUCAUAUGGCAUGCGACGAAAUCUGAUGGACUAUAUAUCAAACAUUCUCGUGUCUGCGUAUAUUCAGGCCAUAUGCCAAAAAGCAGCUCUGGAGGAGUUCCUAGUUACACGCUAUGCAGAUUCUGUUAAGUUUAUCGCUUACCACAUAUCAACAGUUAUAGUGCAAGAGGAAGACAUUGCUACUAUGAUACUGGCAAUGAUGACAAUAGCAGAUGUCAUCCUGAUGUCUCACACCUGCCGUGUAAUGCACAGAAUUGGGCAAGGUGUUGUGCAUCGACGUUUCAGAUCGAUCAUAGCGCCGUUCGUUGACAGCGCGUUUGAUCUUCUGGUAUCAGCUCUUCGUCAAUCUGAAAGCCUCGUCACCGGUUCUGCAGCUCGUGCGAUGAUGACUGGGGACAUAUCUUACGACAUCCAGGAUCUUAACAUUCUAGUCCCCCAUCUCAAUUUUGAUGUCUUACACGACUUCUUAAUGGAGACUGUAGGCUACAGGCAAAUCUCAGACCAUUGCCAUCCAGCAAUAGUUCAAGUCGUCGAACAUUUUGGUAAAUACGCAUGGAAUUGCCGUGUCAUCACACUUGCAUGUCCCAAGUCAGAUAUGCAUAUCCUUCAUCUCAUUCUCAAUGCACCUUCAACUGCAGAUAUGGUAUACAUGACGACUGGAGGUGUCACAUGCUUCUAUCUGCAAUGGAUGCGCCAGAGCAUUUCCAUACUCAGCUAUACUGGCAACCUCGUGCAGUGGGAUAAUAAAUUGGGCUGUGCUGGAGAGUUUCUUGAUGAGCUGAAGGUUGAAAAGGACACCCAAUUUAUCAACAGCGAUUGCAGAAAUCGAUGUCCCACUCUCUGGCAUCACACGAGCAACAAACGACUCCGUCAUUCAGUUGAUUGGGACAUCACUGAUUCAGUGACUUGCACUUUCCACAACAUCGAUAUUGAAUGGCGUUUAAACAUGUAUUGUGGUAACAAUGCGUGUCAUUUCAAUUUCAGCACAAUGGCAAGUAACUUGAACGGUGAAGGAGCAAUUAAUUAUGUGAAAUACAUCCCAAAGGAAAUUCGAUGUCGCAAGCCAAAAUUCGCACACCUUAUCCAGGCAGCUUUUUACGGUGCUGGCUGCUACAGACCUUUUCUGGUACCUGUUCCUAUCAACGAUGGAGUGAAGAAGAAGCCGACGCUGGAUGAUUUAUAUCUGUUGGAACACAUGGCCCGUAUGUCAGGAUCGACUACGUCUGUCAAAGGAAGUGUCUUGGUGGUAAAACAGAGUUUAUUGGCAGACAAGCCUAUUGUGGAUAUGAACAAAGAUGAUAUGUUUACUGCUAAUAUCAUUAUCAGUAGCGCUUUGUACCACGGAAUUCUUUAA
Suillus subalutaceus is the source of this 1446-nucleotide messenger RNA. RefSeq lists its product as uncharacterized. The transcript has 6 exons. Lineage: Eukaryota; Fungi; Basidiomycota; Agaricomycetes; Boletales; Suillaceae. The record is from RefSeq and is a predicted model, not a curated record. The coding region runs from base 1 to 1446 and encodes 481 amino acids.